This is a messenger RNA of Torulaspora delbrueckii, 591 nucleotides long. RefSeq names its product Tvp23p (gene TVP23). Gene Ontology annotation, biological process: vesicle-mediated transport; protein secretion. The transcript has a single exon. Lineage: Eukaryota; Fungi; Ascomycota; Saccharomycetes; Saccharomycetales; Saccharomycetaceae. The record is from RefSeq and is a predicted model, not a curated record. Bases 1 to 591 code for a protein of 196 amino acids. Gene Ontology annotation, cellular component: Golgi membrane.
AUGGAGCAUGUUAAUAACUUUUACCAGACGAUUCUGAAAUCUUCACAUCCAUUAAUGCUUUCGCUGCAUUUAGGAGCAAAAGCUGCCCCAUUGAUCUUCUACAUUCUGGGUUCCCUGUUCCUGAAUUUCACUGCACAGUUCAUAGUCGUGGUACUUUUGCUGACGGUCGAUUUCUAUCUCACGAAGAACAUAAGUGGUCGAAAAUUGGUUCAGCUACGUUGGUGGUACGAUCCCACCACUGAGAAUGCACAGACUUUCAAAUUUGAAUCUUACAAACAGUAUGCACCUGGCCCUCCAAUCAAUCCAAUUGAUGCAAAACUGUUUUGGUGGUCUUUAUAUUUGACUCCAAUCGUAUGGGCAGUGUUUGCAAUCUUCUGCGUUUUAAGGCUCAAAGUUCUGUACUUGUUACUUGUUGGAGUUGCUAUCGCUCUGACUGGCUGGAAUGCGUACGGGUUUCGCAAUUGUGAUAAAUGGAACCCUAACGCUCAAUCAGAUACGGAAGGCAGUUGGUUCCAAAUGCCCACCAUUCCUGUCCUAGAGAAUUUACAAAGAUUUACUGCCGUACAGUCUUUUUUCCAAAAUAGAUCAUAG